GUUGGCCAGUUAUUCUCACAACGUACAACCUUCCUCCUGUUUAACAUGUCAGGACGGUCAAGCUUCAGUAGGACUACGGGAGGAAGAGGGGGAAGGGGUGGAGGUAGAGGACAUGUUCUGGUGAUGCAAAAUUAUGACAUUCCAAUUAUUGAAGAAUAUGACUCUGACGAGGAGGAAGAGAUUGAAGCUGAGCAGGGUAUGAACGAAAGUCGAUCAUUAACCCCUGAAGGACACCAUGAAUCAGCUGCCUCUGUAUUUGGAUCUUAUGGUGGUGAAGGGUCUUCCAAUAUAGUUCAAAC
Cuscuta europaea is the source of this 299-nucleotide messenger RNA. The record is from the annotation of a GenBank genome assembly. NCBI's taxonomy places the organism in Eukaryota, Viridiplantae, Streptophyta, Magnoliopsida, Solanales, Convolvulaceae.